UUGGUCAGAUGGGUCGGGGGGGCGUAGUGCGAAAGUUCGUUGAUCGCACCUUCUGUGGCUGUGUAUCUGCGUGACAAUGAUAAACGCUUGGAGCGACAGUAGACACCGAGAAAGUUUCAGUCACGGUUAGCUCGUUUGUGAGGCUAGCUUUUGCAUCCACAGUUGGGACGUCCCGUUGGCGUCAGCUGCCUGCGAGCAUGGAGCGAGUCGUGGAACAAAAUGAUUCUUCCCUCCAAAAGGACGCUGCGACUAUACAAACACGAGACAAGCCCAGUGCCAGUUUCGCGUCUAUAGACGUUGACAUGGAGUCUGACGUCGACAUCAGACCCUUUGUCACAUUCCGCGAGAAAUUGUCAGCCCUGUUGCAUUCUACCAAGUUUCAGAUUGCCAUCGUGGCUUUGGUUGUUCUCGACUGCCUUCUAGUCAUCACUGAACUGCUUGUCGAGUUGGAGAUCCUGAAGCUGCAUGAACACAGCUACAUCGCACCAAAGAUCAUCCAUUCGCUGAGCAUUGUCAUCCUGAGCUUGUUUUUGGUGGAAAUCGCCGCCAAGUUGUACGCUUAUCGUCUGAGCUUCUUCCAACACAAGAUGGAGGUGUUUGACGCGGGGAUCGUCAUCGUCUCCUUCGCCCUGGAUGUAGCAUUUAGGGACCCAGAGUCGGCUGCAAAUGGUGCCGGCCUCAUCAUUGUUCUACGGCUCUGGCGAGUUGCACGCCUCCUAAACGGCAUAGUGCUCACGGUAAAGACUCAAGCGGAACGUCAGUUGAUGCGGGAAUGCAAGCUGCGUGAGAAGCUGAUGCAGGACCUGCUCAGAAACCGCGACUACUGCAACGCCCUGGAGCAAGAGAUAUCUUCCCUCAGGGAACUGUUGCAAAGCCACGGCAUCACCGAGCUUCCGCCGACAGUGGUCGUUCAAGAGUCACCCACGAACAUAGAAGAGAACCAAGCGUCCGAUGUACAGGACUGAAAUUCCCGCAACAUUGCCGCACGCAACUCAGCACUUCCUACGAGGAAACUGAGUUCGUGUGCUCGGAUGUGCUCGAGUCGCACUACAGGAGAAGCAAUGUAUGUUUGUAUGUCUUGUCGCGAUUGUUAUGAGAAAUGUCAGGACUGCGUUACUAGCAGGACUUCUUUGUCAAAUUUGUGCAGCACCUGAACACACUGUACUCUUUGCCAGUGCUUUAGGGCUUAUCGGAGAGAACAGUGCAAAUGAACAUACUUGUAUCCUGCACCUGAGUGCGUUAAACUUUAACUUUGGGAAAAACCUGAAUGCAUAUAAGCAGUGUUGCACUUGAGCAUAACCAGUGUGUUCCUUUUGCAUUAUUCUGACACACGUACAGGUCAGUGAGAUUGGUAACACUGUGGUACUGUGAAUAGACGAGGUUACUAUACUUAACAGCAGUGUAACACGAGGUUUGUGUAUCCCUCGAUUGUACAAGCUGCACACUAGAGAAAAUGCUCGAGGGGAAGGAUGCGUAGAAUGACUUGGUUAUAUGUAAAAUGUUGCUUCGUGCAUGUAGUCCUAGCGUAGUAAGUGUUGAUGCUUCGCUUUGUAAGCUUUUAUUUAAUUCGCUGUCAGUAGCUAAACUUACCACUUGAGUGACAUGUCGCAAGUGGUCAGUCUGUAAUAGAAAUGGGGUGAAGUGAGAACUGUUCACAGUGCCAAACCACACGAUGAGAAAGCUUACAAGUUCUCACUUUUCUUUUUUCAAAUGAGCUUGAGCACAGACCACAAUGGUAUCUCAACUACAAUGCGACAUCUCCACGAGAGGGCAACUUUCUGAGCCCAGUGAAACAUGUCACAAGUAGCCUGUUCAUGUAGCAGCAAUUUUGCGGCGAGAAAAUUAUGUCUUUGAAUUUUCUUCUGCGUCCGUGACAUUACUUGAUGUUUUCUGCAUAGUCAGCUGCCAAGAGCUGCUCCCAGUACUGUUGUUUUUGAUUACCUCUGAAUCGUUUAAGGGUGUAGAAAAAAAAGACAUGUGGUGUUUAAAGCAUAGAAAGACCUCGUGUGAAACUUCGUGGACAAGCUCCCAAUCACGUCUCAAUGAAUAUGUUGCACAAUUGGGCAUGCCUUUGGUUCAAUCGAUGUUGUCUAGACCUCAGCUCCCAUUGUUGUGGGUGGGAAUGAAUCUGUAUCUUUCCUAGCCGAACGCAGACCGUGGCAAUGCUCACAGAACACUUUCUCGGGAAGCAGUAGCGUUGGCUUUGUACUUUUGUACUGCCAUUAUGAACAGUUAUACAGAUUUUUUUUUUUUUUUUUUUGUAAAUGUUCAGUGCAUGAUGUUUUGUCUCUUCCUAGCUAUAAAAACAUCCUUGGAGUAAAUUUUGGGUGUUUAUGUGGCAGCUUUUCGUUGGUGAUGUGCUUAUGUACAAGAAUACGCAACUGGUCGCAAACAAAGGCUUUUUUAUGACUUACCUCUUUUAUCGAAGUCAAUAAUUGUGCGAUGUAUACAAUUAUUGUCCAGCCCAACCACAUUUCUCAUAAGAGUGUUUUGGCUGCAAGAACUUGUAGUGAUAAAUACGGUAUACUAUAUAUUUUUUACUGUUGUUACCUACUUUCGAAAUGUACUCAUGUGUAUAAGUGUUGUGCCUUAUAUACUUGACACACAGGAAUGAACUUAUGCAAUACUCGGCUGAAAGUUGUGAUUGUACGUUUAUCGCUGUAUUUACUUGUGAAUAUUCUUCAUGUCUUUAUUGUAUUCCAUUCCAGCAUAAUAUACAUGUUGUUUUGAAAGAG
Molecule: messenger RNA, 2735 nt
Organism: Rhipicephalus microplus (southern cattle tick)
Lineage: Eukaryota; Metazoa; Arthropoda; Arachnida; Ixodida; Ixodidae
Product: voltage-gated hydrogen channel 1
Biological process (GO): proton transmembrane transport
Cellular component (GO): plasma membrane
Molecular function (GO): voltage-gated proton channel activity
Source: RefSeq, a predicted model, not a curated record